Molecule: messenger RNA, 2994 nt
Organism: Necator americanus (New World hookworm)
Lineage: Eukaryota; Metazoa; Nematoda; Chromadorea; Rhabditida; Ancylostomatidae
Exons: 24
Coding region: 1-2994 (997 amino acids)
Biological process (GO): lipoprotein metabolic process
Cellular component (GO): Golgi apparatus; endoplasmic reticulum; basolateral plasma membrane
Molecular function (GO): lipid binding
Source: RefSeq, a predicted model, not a curated record
AUGGUGCGUGUACAUUGUCAUUUCCUCAUAUUUUUAUGCUUUUUCACAGCCCUACUCGCUGGCCCGCCUGACCUAGAUGAAAUAAGAAGGAAACUGAAGGAAAAGCCGCUGAAAGCUUCUCCAGUUCCCGAAGGCGAGGAUCCUUGGUCUUAUACAAGGUUACUCACCGUCGACUAUGCUUUCGAAACCGAAACAGUCAUGUACGAUUUAGUGAAGAACAAACCGAAAGCUCCGUCAACGAUCAUUGCGGGAAAUUUUUCGUUCGAUUCUUUGCACCACGAUUUGGCAGGAGGAAUGCUAUGCAAAUUUAGAUUAACUGAAUGCAAGACAGGAAAUUGCGGAAAUGUCCCAGAUGUGUAUGCAGCAUUCGUUCAAGGAGGAAACAACAUCAAAGAAGUUCUCUAUGAUCCAACACAAUUCCCCGGCGAGGAGCCACGCUGGAACUUCCUAUAUGGGAUCAUCAACACCCUCUACACCCCAGCUGAAAAUGGAGCAGGCGACGAACAGACUGUGGACACCCUCUAUGGGAAAUGUAAAGUUCAUUUUUCACGGCCAGAGGAUAAACGUUUCCGUCGAACGAUCAAAAAUUGCGAUAUCAAAAGCGAUUUGGAUUACAGUCGCAUUGGUGGACUCCAGCCUGUAAAUUAUGAACAGGACGCAACGUACUUACAGAACAUGAAAAUUGACGCCGACAUUGUCGUAAUCGAAGCGGUUGAGAUCGUCACAUUUAAAUCACCAUUCGAUUGGAGAUGGGGUUUCACUGUUGAGAGCAGGACCCACGUAGAGAUAACCAACCGUACCAUGCACUAUGUGAAGAGAUACUGCGAGGAUAAUCAAACUUCAGCAGAUUGUGCUGCUGAAAGAUUUGGGGCUCUUUCGGUAGGCCAUAAGCUUUACGAAAAGGUGCUACUUGGACAAGAAAGCAAGAAAAAUGAGCUGCAUAAACUGGUUGGCGAGUACCGCAAGCAUCUUUUCGAAAUGGGCGAUUCACAUACCUGCGAGAAACAUUCGUCGAUGUUCGCUCACAUCGUGCGAGAAGCACGACAUUCAAGUGAAGCAGACUGGAAGGCCGUCAUAAUGAAUCCAGAGAAUGAACCGAUCUUACAUGUCCUGGGAAACGUGCUGGGUUCGUUAGGAAAUUCACAAUCAUUGAAAAUUGCUCGCGAGGUGCUCUUCGAACAGGGCCCCGAGUUUUUGGAAGAUUACUUGUUCGGAGCUGCUCAUGCAACCAGCACUGACGAGAAGUGGCACAAACAAAUGAUGUACUGGAUGGCCGAAACAAAAGGAGACAAAACCAAACGAUUUUGGAAAAUUGCCAACACUGUAGCUACAAUCCUCAGAAGACGAUGUGAACGUACUCCAAGCACUCAAAAUGCGUGCAAAAAAGGAAAAGAAAGGAUUGUCGUCAAAUUUAUCACCGAUAUUAGUGAUUGCAAACGGGAUAGAUGCUAUCUGAAGGCAUUACAAGUGUUGCAGAAUAUUCCUGUUGCUAUGUCCUUCGAAGUAGCCCGUGGACUGCUCUGUUCCAAUCACAGCAGUGCCGUACAGAUGGCAGCACUUCAUGUGAUUAAAGCAGCCAGUCCGUCUCUUUAUGACAGUGAGCUGAUAAACGUACUGGUGAAAUUGUUCCGUAACACUUGCCCCAAUCCUACGAGCACUAGUGAAUCACAAGUGGCUAUUGAUGUACUUAUAAACUGCUUACCGGAACAUCAAAAUGUUGCCACUAUGUUGUUACGUACAGAAAGUGUACAUCCAGAUGAUCAUGAGAAAUGGCAGUAUUUCUAUAAGGCGGUGGAAAGCAGCGGUCUUCAGGAUGAAUUGAAGGAGGAGUUCUGGCAUCGUAUGCGAAAAUUCAAAGUGUUCCGACCGAACUACGCUCAACGCGCCCUCAUCGCGGAUUCUUAUAGGGACUGGCGUGAAAUUACAGAGCUUGUUGGCUACAAGCUGCACGCGACGUCUUCGGCAGAAUUUGAUUCUGGAAUGUUUAAAAGAUCAGACAUUGAUAUCCGUGUGAAACAUGGUAAAGAAGACGUCAGCUUAUUUGCUGUCUCAGUAAACACGAAUGCAUUGGAUUCGUUCAUCAGAGAGCAAACAACUCCAGCAGAUCCAGAAGCGGACGUUCGAAUUUCGUUCAUCAACCAUGCAUUGCCUGUACACACAAUCUUUCAGGAUGCCUCGGAAAUGAUGGGAGCUGCGUGGAAUGCCGAUGGGCAAACUGUCAAAAUUCUAGAGGGAAACGCGGUGCUCCGUGAUAUUUCGCUUACUUUUCCACUUCUCUCUGGACUUGCUGUGGAAGCAACGUCUGUGGGUGCAAUUUCACUCAAGUUACUCACCUCAUCUUCAGUAUCACUGUGGAACCAACAUUCCAUAUCGAACUUCAACGCUAAUGUGUCUGUUAGCCUCGAUGCUCACGGAACAUUAUUCCAUCAUGGAGAAGUGGUUCAUCGGCUGAAUACCAAUAUGGGCGUCGUCACUACAAUCGGUGGAGAUGUGGAUGUUUCAUUCAAUAGUAUGCCGUUUGAUGUAUGCAUUCGAAUGCAUCAAGGAGACGUCCAUGCUAGUUUCAAAGUGGUUGAUAAGACGACAAAGAAACCGCGGAGGAAAAGAACAGUUACGAGAGCUACAAAAUAUCCUGGGAUUACAUUUCGGCUGAACGAUGAGCUCACUAAGCAAUGCAAUAUACCAAGUACGACGUCAUCGGACCUACCGAAACGAGACGACGUAUAUGAAACUGGAGAAGAACUGUUCUUAGGAACAUGCGACAGUAGAGGUGUUGGUGGAGCUAGCGUCCUCGUCAACACGUGUAUGGCAAAGAACAUCGACUCUUUCGAACAACUUACGACCCGAAUCGGACGUCUGCGGAUGAGAAGAUGUGGUCCAACGCCAGCUUUGACUAUCUUCGUCGCUUACGCACCAACAUCAAGCUACGAAGAAGAAGUCGAAGCUCUUUGGAGAAGUUCUACCGAGAAGAUCAUGCCUUCUACAAUUUCAUAA